Messenger RNA from Lepisosteus oculatus (spotted gar), 4171 nucleotides. Its product is annotated as protein arginine N-methyltransferase 8. Gene Ontology annotation, molecular function: protein-arginine N-methyltransferase activity. Gene Ontology annotation, biological process: peptidyl-arginine methylation. Gene Ontology annotation, cellular component: plasma membrane. NCBI's taxonomy places the organism in Eukaryota, Metazoa, Chordata, Actinopteri, Semionotiformes, Lepisosteidae. The record is from RefSeq and is a predicted model, not a curated record.
CUUAAGAUCCACUGGUAACGCGUAGAGAUGAGGAAGGCUGGGAAUUCUAUUGGCUCAUAUAACUCUACAAAAAUGAGUUCGACUUCUAUAUUCAACAAUGCAAAGAUCUGCUGGGAAGGUGGAACAACAGCAGGAAUGUGGGAGGCAGCAAUUAAAGAGAGGCAUUCCUAAACGGCAAGGGCGACAGAAGGAUUAUUUGACCAUGACUAUAUGCUUGACUUCGCAAGUUUCAAUCCUGACUCAGAGGGAAGUUCGGCUUUCGAUACCAAGCAGGUGCCUAAAGAGUCGAAAUCAAUAAGAAAAACGGCAAAUAAAAGAUCACGAAGAGCUUGGCUCACUGCGAUGGCAGAAACGAGUCACUCGUACAGAACUAGGCUACAUCAAAGGGAUCAUUGAAGGAGAUGAUAUUUACUAGUUCACACUUGCAAUAUCUGCAAGGUUUAACAUUAUCAACAGACUUUUAAAAAGCAACAGAUGUAUUGCGAUUUUAUAAAUGGGACAGAGAUGACUAAAAUCUGACCUAGUAAAAGACAAUCGUUUUGCAGUGAGAAAAUUGCAUAAAAGUAAGAAUUUAUGCAUAACCUCAAUGAGUUUUCACGAAGAGCCUGUUUUAGACAAAUUGGAAGAUGUUACGAGAUAUUAAUUGCUCUUGUUUAUUUUAAAGACACUUUAAUUUGUGUGCAUACUGUAGUGCAUGAGGAAAAGGGAGUGUUUUUGACCCUGUCUAAAAUCACUGUCAAGUGAUGCGAGUUAUCCCAAAUCCACACACAGGGAACAACACCGUUGACAACUUUGCACUAUGGAUUCAAAGAUCUUUUUGACUUGGAAAAGAGGUUUCUCUUGUUCGGGGACUUAAGUUUAUUUUUGCUAUUUAUUUCUUUUACUACUGAACAAUUUCUCACUAGAUUGUUUCAAAGCUCAUAUAUAAGUCAAAAUAGUCAAAAAGCUAAAACAAUAAAAAUCAACCUGAUUUUUUUACCCUCAUCGAGUUAAAAAAUCACUUUGGCUCUUAUGGGAAUGAAACACUCCUCCCGCUGCCUGCUCCUAAGGAGAAAAAUGGCGGAGACCGAGAAUCCAGAGUGUUUCCUUAGGAAAAUGGUAGAAUCCUGGUCUGGUAUUGUACUGCAGCAGAUCAACAGCGCCCCGUCGCAGUCUGUCCAGCCUAUGCCACUGCCCAAACCAGUACAAUCCAUUCAGCAUGUUUCCCACACGUCUGCCUUGCCCAGCUGUCCGGGGCGAGGGAAGAUGGCCAAGUUCCUCAGCCCUGAGGAAAUGACCUCCAGGGAUUACUACUUCGACUCGUACGCUCACUUUGGCAUUCAUGAGGAGAUGUUAAAGGACGAAGUCCGUACACUCACGUACCGGAACUCCAUGUACCACAACAAGCAUGUCUUUAAGGACAAGAUUGUUCUGGAUGUGGGCAGUGGCACUGGGAUUCUUUCCAUGUUUGCAGCCAAGGCAGGUGCCAGGCAUGUUUAUGGGAUUGAAUGUUCCAGUAUAUCUGACUACUCAGAGAAAAUCAUCAAAGCCAAUCAUCUAGACAGUGUUAUCACAAUCUUUAAAGGUAAAGUGGAGGAAGUGGAGCUGCCGGUGGAUGAAGUGGACAUUAUCAUCAGCGAGUGGAUGGGUUAUUGUCUGUUCUAUGAAUCCAUGCUCAACACUGUUAUUUUUGCCAGAGACAAAUGGUUGAAACCUGGAGGGCUGAUGUUCCCUGACCGAGCGGCUUUGUAUGUGGUUGCCAUUGAAGACAGACAAUACAAGGACUUCAAAAUUCAUUGGUGGGAGAAUGUGUAUGGCUUUGACAUGACCUGCAUACGAAAUGUGGCCAUGAAGGAACCCCUGGUGGACAUUGUGGACCCCAAGCAAGUGGUGACGAACUCCUGCUUGAUAAAGGAGAUAGAUAUAUACACAGUAAAGACUGAGGACUUGUCCUUCACCUCUGCAUUCUGCCUUCAAAUUCAGCGCAAUGAUUACAUCCAUGCUCUCGUCACCUAUUUCAACAUUGAGUUCACCAAGUGUCACAAGAAAACAGGUUUCUCAACAGCUCCUGAUGCUCCAUAUACACACUGGAAGCAGACAGUCUUUUAUUUAGAGGACUAUCUGACCGUGCGGAGAGGGGAGGAAAUCUAUGGAACCAUCGCUAUGAAACCCAAUGAGAAGAACAUACGUGAUUUGGAUUUCACUGUUGAGCUGGACUUCAAAGGCCAGCUUUGUGAAGCUGCAAUAUCUCAUGAUUAUAAGAUGCGUUAAACAUUCAGGGGAAGAUACAGUCAGCAGUAUUUCAUAGGUGCUCUCUCUACUCUUGCUGGAGAAAAAGAAGGAACAGUACUUCAGUGGCUUCGAAGUGGUGACUGUGGGAAAGCAAUGAGCCAGUUGGAAGAGGAUUGUACUCUGUUUUGCUGUCAUCAACAUCAGGCACCACAAAAAAAGAAUAAAAAAGUAGCCAAACUUGUCUUUUGAAGCUGACAUUUUGCACUCAUCUGACUGUUCAGAAAGUGACUUCGAAUGUAGUAACUUACGAAUGUUGUUUUUGUUGUUUCAUUGAGAAGAAUAAAAUGAUUGUAUAUUGAUUUCGAUUUCAAGGGUGCAUAGGUGGAUAUAGAUCUUCCACUUUCACAAGUUCCAGAAUAAUCAGGGCUUGGGAGAAAUACAACUUCUUUUGCACUUAUAUAAAUAUAUAUAUAAAAAGCUUCCAGUAAUUUACAGUACUCUCAUACCCUGGUUGUUUGUGAAACGUUAGUGAAAAGUGACAGUACAGUAUGUGUUUAAAGUUUCCUGUUCAUACGGUAUAGAGUAUCAUGCUGUAAAACCCAGUGCUGGUACUUGAUUAAUUGCUGGGUACGAGAAUUUCAACUGUUACUGGUUUAAUUCCAAUUAGGAAACCAUAUUUUUCUACCAGUGUUCCAGUAAUAUACUUUCUAAAUAUUUUCUUAGGGAUAGAUUAUUAUGAUUUAGUACCAGUGCUUCAUUAUUAGUGAAUAUAUGCAUGUGAAUUCUUUCCUGUUUUUGUUAUCUAGAAUUUUUGAGAGGAGAAAUAUUGUGAUUUAUCAAUAAAAUAUGUUAGGGUAUACAUACAUAUAGGUUUAGAUUCAAGACAUUUUCUGGAUUCAUUGAGAAUUUGUGUUUAAUGAAAAAAAUGUGAUAAAGCAUGAAAAACAAAAUAGACUAAAUUUAAAGUAUAUUUCAUUUUCCACUGUAGUGUUCUCUAAUGCAUCAUUAUAGUAAUUGUUUAGUAUUGAAUACAUUAAUGAAAUAGUCUGAAUCAUGGAUGGUGAUUUUUGGGGGGUAAAAACUCACAUUUUGUGAGACCAUUCUUGAGGAUGAAAGGUCUAGCUGCAGGCUGAAAGGCCUCAGAUUGGCUACAGGAAGCUGUAACAAAUGCACCACUGACUCUACAUCUGUUACACUGUGAUCAUUAACAUGUCAGCGUGUUUUAGAAUGAGAUGUUUGAUCCUGUUGACUGUGGUGAUUCUUGGUUGUUCGUAUAGUGACAUUAAGCUUAACUGGUGACAUUGAACUUAACCUGAUCUCCCAAUGUUACAUGGUAUACAAAAGUCAAGCUCCAUUCAAACAGCUGCUUUCCAGUCACAAUGCUGAAGGAACUAACUUUUAUGUAAAAACAACAACGAGCAAUUCAGUGGUUCUAGAAAUGUAGGACUGUAGUGUUCUCUGCAAGUAACCUAACACAUACAAUGAAAAAAACACCCCUCCAUUGAAGUGCUUUAUGCAAUUUUGGAACAUGAUUACUUUUUCUGCAGUGAUCACACCAUGGAGAAUGAUAACAACAUCGUUGCUUUCCUGCUCACCUCUUUCCAGCAUGGUCAUUGCCAAGGACAUUUGUACAGCAUUAAACAAAUCUUUACCUCCAUUGGAAUGGGACAGUUAUUUCUGGUGUAAUUUCUUCUCUUUGUAGUGUAAAUAUAAGAAAUAGCAAUACAGUAUUUUUUUCCUCAAGGUUUAAUGAAUGCCUGAUGUGGCAAGAUUUUAUUUUUUUCCUUGCAAAGUUCAUUUCAAUUGUUAAUUCACUUGGAAUUAAAUGUGUCGAGCUUUUAUGUACCAUAAUAAUUAAAGAAAAAUCAGAAGAGUACAAAAACAGAAGUGUAAGAGCAUGCAACAUUGCAGUGUGUUAUCUUGUGACUUAAAUUAAAGUAAUUAUAUGUUUUAAACUUUA